Molecule: messenger RNA, 4018 nt
Organism: Trachemys scripta elegans
Lineage: Eukaryota; Metazoa; Chordata; Testudines; Emydidae
Gene: SETD3
Product: SET domain containing 3, actin histidine methyltransferase
Exons: 13
Coding region: 172-1956 (594 amino acids)
Biological process (GO): positive regulation of transcription by RNA polymerase II; peptidyl-lysine trimethylation; peptidyl-lysine monomethylation
Molecular function (GO): histone H3K36 methyltransferase activity; protein binding; protein-L-histidine N-tele-methyltransferase activity
Source: RefSeq, a predicted model, not a curated record
CAGCGGGGUGGGAUCAGUGGGCGGGCCGGGCGUUGGGAGUGUGGGGCUCGGGUUAGCUCGGCCGCCACCUCCCCCCUUCCCCGGGCAGCGGACGGUGUCCGGUGAGAAACGUGGGCGACUCCGCGCUGUUUCCAAGAGGAGGCGCCGUCGCGGUCUCGCGGGAGUUGGAAGAUGGGGAAGAAGAGCAGAGUGAAAACUCAGAAGUCAGGUACAGGAGCUACAGCAACAGUUUCUCCAAAAGAAAUGUUGAAUCUAAUUAGUGAAUUAUUACAGAAAUGCAGCAGCCCAACCCCUGGUCCUGGAAAGGAAUGGGAAGAAUAUGUACAGAUUCGAGCUCUUGUUGAGAAAAUCCGCAAAAAACAAAAAGGUUUGUCUGUUAUCUUUGAUGGAAAAAGAGAAGACUAUUUUCCUGAACUAAUGAAAUGGGCCACUGAAAAUGGAGCAUCCACAGAGGGUUUUGAAUUAGCAAAUUUUGAAGAAGAGGGCUUUGGUUUGAAAGCAACAAGAGAGAUAAAGGCCGAAGAGUUGUUUCUUUGGGUUCCUAGAAAGUUGCUGAUGACCGUUGAAUCAGCUAAAAAUUCAGUGUUAGGGUCCUUGUAUUCUCAAGACCGAAUUCUCCAGGCAAUGGGCAAUAUCACAUUGGCAUUCCAUCUUCUUUGUGAACGAGCCAAUCCUAGCUCUUUCUGGCUGCCAUACAUCCAAACUCUCCCCAGUGAAUAUGAUACCCCUCUAUAUUUUGAAGAAGAUGAAGUGCAGUAUCUUCAGUCAACUCAGGCCAUACAUGAUGUCUUCAGCCAAUAUAAAAAUACAGCUAGACAGUAUGCCUAUUUCUACAAAGUCAUUCAGACCCAUCCUAAUGCCAGCAAACUGCCCUUAAAGGAUUCUUUCACUUAUGAUGACUACAGAUGGGCAGUUUCCUCUGUUAUGACACGACAAAACCAGAUUCCAACUGAAGAUGGUUCCCGAGUUACCUUGGCUCUGAUUCCUUUAUGGGACAUGUGUAAUCACAUCAAUGGUCUGAUCACAACUGGCUACAAUUUAGAAGAUGACCGUUGUGAGUGUGUAGCACUUCAGGAUUUUAAGGCUGGAGAACAGAUUUACAUUUUUUAUGGCACUCGGUCGAAUGCUGAAUUUGUGAUCCACAGUGGUUUUUUCUUUGAUAAUAAUUCACAUGACAGAGUGAAAAUAAAGCUUGGAGUGAGUAAAAGUGACAGGCUGUAUGCUAUGAAGGCAGAGGUCUUAGCUCGUGCCGGCAUUCCAACCUCCAGUGUUUUUGCCUUGCACUCCACUGAGCCUCCAAUCUCUGCUCAGCUUCUGGCUUUCCUUCGAGUGUUUUGUAUGAGUGAAGAAGAGCUGAAAGAACACUUAAUAGGAGAGCACGCAAUUGACAAAAUCUUCACUCUGGGCAACUCUGAGUUUCCAGUUAGCUGGGACAAUGAGGUUAAACUUUGGACGUUCCUUGAAGCCAGAGCAUCCCUUCUUUUGAAAACCUACAAAACCACUGUAGAGGAUGAUAAAUCCUUUUUGGAGACCCAUGACCUUACCUUCCAUGCGACAAUGGCUAUCAAAUUGCGUUUAGGUGAAAAAGAGAUUUUGGAGAAAGCAGUGAAGAGUGCAGCUGCUAACAGAGAGUACUAUAGUAGACAAAUGGUAGAAGGAGCCCUACUUCCUAAAUAUGAAGAGAGCAAUAUUGCCUUGCUAGAGAACACUGUGGCAGACUCUAGACUCCCAAUUGUCUUGAGAAACCUAGAGGAAGAAGCAGAGGAACAAGGGGACUUAAAGAUUGAUGAAGCUAUUGAUGCAGAAGUCACAGAGAAUGGGUUUGUAAAUGGUGAAAAAACUCUACUUAAUGGGACCAAAUCAGAAAAUGAAAAUCUAAAUCAAGAGGAAAGCAACAAAGACACUGAAGAUGCCAAAGAAUCUUCUUCAGACAGUACUGAUGAGGUUAAAGAAUAGUCAUAAAAUAAAGUUUGACUUCAUUGUGAAAUUAAAAUUAGCAGAAGUUUAUGAACAGUGCAUUUACAUUGGUGUGUUUCUUUGUUAACAUUUCUCUUUCUGCAGAGGAAAAUGUUUUUGCUGCUUUAUAUAAAAAUGAUUUUUUAAGUUAUUUAAAAAUUUUAUCAUCCCUUUUCAAUUAAGAUUGCCAUCUUGCUUUCAGGCAAAAACGGGGGGGGAAAAGGUGCCUUUGCAAGAUUUUGCAGACCUUUGUGGGACAAAUGUAUUUUCUUUUUGGGAAAGAAUUAAGCUCUGCUAUCUGCUGUGCUUUUGUUGUUCUGUCACUCUGACUACUGAAAUUAAAAUCUUGCUCUGCCUCCUGCCAAGAAAAGCAGAAGGCAGGACUGACUCGGUAUUCAGCAUGGAAGUAGGAGAGCAGUACAGCAGAAAACUGAAUAAGAGGAUCAGAAACUUGGGAGACUGGAGGAAAACCUGUUUAAAACCAGGUGCACCAGUCCAAAAAAGGUAAGGUGGCAAUCUUAUUUUCACUAGUUUUAAAUGUUGAUGAGAAUCCUAAAUAUUAUACACUUACAGUGAUUUCUAAGGAUUUCAGUUUACUUUUGUGUUUUGUUUACUGUAUAAAAACAUUUCAUCUUUCUCCUUGAAUCAAAGUUAGGCUACUACAGUACAUCAUCCACCUAAUUUUAAAGGCUGACUUUUAUUUUAAAAUGGUACCUUCUUAUUUAAAUGUUGGCAAGGUAAUGGAGAAAGCAGAUAGGCCAAGCCACAGCUUUAAACUGUGUGGUUCAAAGUGAGGUUGCUUCCCAGCUUCUUCACAUUUUCACAAUUAGCUAGAGAUUUUCAAAGCUACACUUUUGGCUAAAACCAUUAUUAAAACGAAAACAUGAGUAAUACUCCUGUCUUCUACUUUUUCAUUUUUACGUAGUAUUGGAUGUAACACUGAAUGUGACAGCUAUUAGCUAAUCUUAUUUAAACUUCAUCUAUUGGCUGAAAUAUAUUUGAUUCCCUUUUCCUGAAGGAAAAGGUAAGCAGGAGUAUUUUUAGUUUGGGGAAGACCAAAAUCAACCCUGGUGCAUACUUUACCAUUUAAAUUGUGUAGCGGUCUGAUGCACGUUGGGUUACCUCCACAAUGCUAGUUAUGUCUGCUAUCCCGCAGUAUUGGUCACCCCUCUCAUAUACAUUGUGAAUUCUAUCUGAAAGCAAUUGCAGCUCAGUGCAAUACUGAAGUGAGGAUAGUGUCAAAGCUUUUUUUAAAAAAUAUUUCCCGGUUUAGGAGGAGUGAAUAAUAAACAGCUUAAUUCUGAGCUCAGUUUUAAGGACUUUCCCUUUUAGACUAUUUUAUCUUGAAAAGUUCAAAAUAAUAGAAAGAUUGGGCAAGCUUGGGUGACUGCUUAAACUUUAAUGAAUGUAGCAACUUGUUUAUCCAAGAUUGGUUGCAUUAAAAUGCCUUUUAACAUUUACAGUCUUUUAUUUUAGAUUUUUGCUUCUCUUUUACAUUACAACUUGAAAAAUGUGCUUUUGCAUUAAUCGUUGGUGCAAUACACAUGUCAAGAAGUGACUUUCAUAUUGCCAUAGCAACUUUGGAAUCCAAUGAGAUGUAAAAAAAAAAAAAAAAUGUUAAAUAGUUUUUUCUAAAUAUUUCACUGAGAAUGGCAUGUUGCCAUUACACUGGGGAUAUUGUUUCCCUACUAAGUAACUAGAGGCUGGACCGAUAUUUUUGUAACUAAAAUGCUGCUUGUAGGUAGAACAGCAUGCAUUGUCAUCCUGAGAGUUUAAAUGUCAUACAAAAGUCACAAUUCUUCAGCUUUUAUUAGAAACAAUACUCUUUCAUUCCUGCAUCUGCCAAUUUUAUUGCACAUAUAUCGUAGAAGGCGAUAUGAAAUUCUGAAACUAGCUCUCCCUAAACAUUUUCACUGUAAUCCAAAAUCUAAAUGAUUUGGUUCAAUCUGAUGCACUGUAUUUUGUUCCAAUAUUUGCUGUUAACUAUGGCUUAGCAAAACCUGUGAUGACCAUAGGCAGGAAUGUGUGGGUUUUCUUGAAUAAAGCAUAGUUCUACAAUGUC